CAUACGUGAGACCAUGGCCCAGCUACAAGACCUGAAGAAUCAGCACCUGGCCAGGAAGUCAGAGGUGAAUGACAAGAACCACGAAAUGGAGGAGAUUCGUAAGAAACUGGGGGGUGCCAACAAGGAAAUGACCCAUUUACAGAAGGAGAUGACAGCCAUUGAGACCAAGCUUGAACAGAAACGCAGUGACCGCCACAACCUGCUACAGGCCUGCAAGAUGCAGGACAUCAAGUUGCCACUGUCUAAGGGCACCAUGGACGAUAUUAGUCAGGAAGAGAUGGCAGAAGACAUCAAGUCCAAAUGCAAGACAGAGGAUAAAAGAGAGCUUAAAACAGAGCUUGCAAGCUGGUAUCCUGCUGAACAGACCCAGUCUACAGAUGUGUUUGGUUUGGCCUAUAAGAAUUAA
Messenger RNA from Eubalaena glacialis (North Atlantic right whale), 406 nucleotides. Its product is annotated as structural maintenance of chromosomes protein 1A-like. The transcript is spliced from 3 exons. NCBI's taxonomy places the organism in Eukaryota, Metazoa, Chordata, Mammalia, Artiodactyla, Balaenidae. Gene Ontology annotation, biological process: sister chromatid cohesion. The record is from RefSeq and is a predicted model, not a curated record. Gene Ontology annotation, molecular function: DNA binding. Bases 14 to 406 code for a protein of 130 amino acids. Gene Ontology annotation, cellular component: nucleus; cohesin complex.